This is a messenger RNA of Osmerus eperlanus (European smelt), 1504 nucleotides long. It is a transcript of the gene pllp, whose product is annotated as plasmolipin. Bases 239 to 772 code for a protein of 177 amino acids. The transcript is spliced from 4 exons. Gene Ontology annotation, cellular component: membrane. Gene Ontology annotation, molecular function: structural constituent of myelin sheath. The record is from RefSeq and is a predicted model, not a curated record. NCBI's taxonomy places the organism in Eukaryota, Metazoa, Chordata, Actinopteri, Osmeriformes, Osmeridae. Gene Ontology annotation, biological process: myelination.
AGGUGGUUACUACAGCAGCCACAAUUCCUCGAUCUGCAUUCUAGAACCCAUCCACUCUCCAAACUAACUUUCUCUGUCUGCCAGACAGCCAAGAACUUCUCAACAGCCCUUCUUACUUGGAUGAACUUUUCUGAUCAACAUUUCUUUUCUUUUUUUCCCCUCUUUUUUAAUUGUUGUUAUCUGUGGUAUUUAUCGGCAAGUUUAUCAAUCUUUAUUGAUUGAUUAUCUGUGAAAAGAGAUGGCUGACUUCCCAUCCAAGGUAACCACGGAGACGAGCCCGCCACAACCCAACCAGGGCUUUGCCAUCUCUGCCUUCUUGGACCUGGACUUCAUCAAAACCAUCCCUGCAAUACUCAUGAUGGCUGAGAUCGUGCUGGGCCUGCUGGUGUGGGCAUUGAUCGCUAGUACCACAUACACGCUUGUGCCAGCCUUUGGCUGGGUGAUGUUUGUCAGUGUGACCCUCUGGAUCCUCACCAUUGUCCUCUUUGGCAUGCUGCUCGGUGGCGUACACCACAAACUGACCUCUGUGCCCUGGCCGCUGGUGGUGAUGGUGUUUAACGGGGUGGCAGCGGUGCUGUACCUGACAGCAUUUCUGACUAACGCAGCUUCCAUCCAUUACUAUCGCCUUUUCAUUCACUUUUACAACCACACAGCUGCUGCUGCUUUCUUCGGCAUUGUGGUGACUCUGACAUAUGGAGCGAGUGCCUUCUUCUCCUACCUGGCGUGGAAGGGGGAUGAAGGGAACGCAGCCAGCAACACUGUGCCGGUGUAGGAGCAACCCUUCCCUACAGAGGCCUGACCCCUGACCCUCUGGACACACUAGACUCCACUGCACUGCAGUCUACACUGAAAGACUGGUACACAACAGAAACAUUGCCAGCCAGUGGGACUCUGUAAAAAUACAGAGAAAAAUACUUAAAACCCCUCACUGCACAAGACAAGCUCCCUCAAGCACUUGUUGUGUGCUGGAUGUAUACUGUUUACCGUUGACCUACCGUUGGCUGUUUUCUCUGUGUAUAGGAUGAUGUAUUUCAUAAACUGGCUCCUUGGCAGCUUUCUGAGUCUUGACUAUGGUUGCUGUGUGCAUGACGCCAACAGACGUAAAACUGGCAUCCCACGGCAACUAUUGCUAUGCCGACAGCUGUUAAUCAUUCAGAUACGUUUUCAUGUUGGCAGUACAGCAUUGCACAGUACUGUACUUUCAUUCUAUAUGGCUGUGGUUAUACUGGACGGUAGAGAGCUCUGUCACAGGAGCUAGCACGCAGAGCUAAAGGUCGGUCAGGGGGUGGAUAGAGACUUAACUGACUUGUGACUGACCUGUGUCCACUCUAGACCAAACAUGAAAUUAUUCAUUUAUUUAUAAAGCAGUAAUGUGCCACUCGAUAUGCAGUAUCCCUUUUAUACAAAUAUCAGUUUGAAGACCUAUGUAAGUUUGAGUUUAGGAGCUGUUGGUCCCAACUUAUCAGUACUUAAAAUAAAUAAACUAGAAUGUGAUUUUACAGAA